Messenger RNA from Rhododendron vialii, 1028 nucleotides. RefSeq lists its product as uncharacterized. Bases 174 to 875 code for a protein of 233 amino acids. The transcript is spliced from 2 exons. Lineage: Eukaryota; Viridiplantae; Streptophyta; Magnoliopsida; Ericales; Ericaceae. The record is from RefSeq and is a predicted model, not a curated record.
GGAACUCCAUUUACUUCCCGUCAAUCUCCCUCCCCCCUCUAUUAUCUACCCAACCGCAUUUCAUUUCAUCCAAUUGUUCUCUUGUUCUCUCUCUCUCUCUCUCUCUCUCUCUCUCUCUCUCUCUCUCUCUGUAUUCUUCCCACCCUCGUUUCUGUCCCUUGCCUUGAGAAGAAAUGGCGGCUGAUGUAAGCUCUCUGGUUCGGAUAAUGAAAGGGUACAACAAGGAGGAUAAGCAGGUGGUGAAUGAUUCAGGGAAAUCGACGGCCCUGAUUACUCAGGAUUUUCUUGGUGGGUGUGGUACCAUCGACUCCAAAGAACUCGACCUCGAUUUGCAGGUCCCCACCGGCUGGGAAAAGCGUCUCGAUUUGAAGUCAGGAAAAGUGUACCUUCAAAGAUGCAACUCUCCAAACUCAUCCUCUUCAUCGGAUCAUAAGAGCCAACAGUCCAAUGGAACAGUUCCAAAGCUUCAAGACCUAAACUUCCCACCAUCAUCUAAACAGCCUCUAAACCUCUUUGAGGACACCAACUUAGACCUAAAGCUUGUCUCAUCAUCGGCAAGUUACCAAAGCGUAUGCACGCUGGACAAGGUAAAAUCCGCGCUCGAAAGAGCAGAGAAAGAAACAAUCAAGAAGCGGUCCAUGUCAGUUUCCAUAUCAAAUUCAUCAUCUCCGCCAUCUUAUAAUUCCUCUUCAACCAAAGAAACCAAGAUGGAGUACGAUGAGAAAUCAUCGUCAUCGUUUGCUGCUGCCUGCCCUAGUUGCCUCCUUUACGUGCUGAUAUCAAAAAGCGAUCCUAAGUGCCCUCGUUGCCAUACUUUUAUUCCAUCACCAAUUCCCAUGAAGAAACCUCGGAUUGAUCUUAAUAUUUCGAUAUGAGAAGUUGAGGUGAACCUUUUAUGUUUGCAUUGAAUUGUUUUGAUUUUUGUAAAUGUUAGAAGAUAGUUAAGGGAAAGAAAGGAACGGUAUAUAUAUGUUUAAAAAGGGCUGGUGUCCUCUAUUGGAAAUAGGAAAAAAGUCCAAGUUUUCAUA